This is a messenger RNA of Anolis sagrei ordinatus, 3156 nucleotides long. It is a transcript of the gene MGME1, whose product is annotated as mitochondrial genome maintenance exonuclease 1. Gene Ontology annotation, cellular component: mitochondrion. Gene Ontology annotation, molecular function: single-stranded DNA exodeoxyribonuclease activity. The record is from RefSeq and is a predicted model, not a curated record. Gene Ontology annotation, biological process: mitochondrial DNA replication. NCBI's taxonomy places the organism in Eukaryota, Metazoa, Chordata, Lepidosauria, Squamata, Anolidae.
GAUUUAAUGCUAUGGAACUGUAUGAGCUGUAGUCUGCUGAGAUACAGCACUCUUUGGCAGAGAAGAGUAAAGAGCUUGUAACACUACAACUCCCACGAUUUGCAGGAAUUGAGCCAUAGCAGUCAACGCGGUGUCAACCUGCACUCAUUUUCAACAAGGUGUAGGCCCGCAUUUAGUACCUGCAAGGUUUCUUUCAAUCGCUCCGAUUGGUUUAUAUGGCUGUAUCACUCUAUACUUUUUGUUUCGUGCGUCUAUGAAAUACGGGCAGUCUCGCGAGAUGUGAGCAACGAGACUUGUUCUGGCCCAGUUAGCAAAGCUGAAUGAGGAAGGCAGCAAGCAGGAAAUUAUAGAAAACUAGAAGAGGGCCUCUUGGAUGUAACCAUCAAUAAAUACUCUCUUGCAGUAUGUUAUUGCAUCUGUUAAUUAAAAAACAUAGACGGUUAGAAGUGCUGUUGACAAGCUUUUUAAACAAGGACAGAUUUCUGUACAAGGCCUUUGCUACUUCUUCCCCUCUUUAUAGAAAGAACAAAAAGAUAAGUGAAUAUGAAAACAUUGACCAAGAAAAGUAUGGAGAUUUGGUCCGUGAUCUUGUCUCCUACCGAGACAGUUUCCAAAGACCUGAAUAUUUGUUUGAAGAAGACGAACUGCUUUAUGGACCUGAGAGUAAAUAUAAGCCCCCAACUAAGGAGGCUGAACCACAGCUUAUUGGGAACUGGACUCCUCUAAUGAAUCCUCAUAAGUGUUCUUUACCCCCACAAACUGUCCUCGAACCGCCUUUGCAAAUCAGUUUGGAAAAGAGGAAUUUGGCCAGUGUGACAGCUGUGCUGCAGCAGACCAUGCCUCUGGAGCAGGCUUUUCAUCUGGAGAAGUGGAGACAGCGAAUGAUUUUUGAACUUGGAAAAGAGGGUUUUGCAGAAUACACUAAAAAUAUCUUUCAAAAAGGAAAGUGCUUUCAUGCAGCCAUGGAAAGUUUAUUGUUGGGUGAUGAUAUUUCUGUGAAGGUGCAGGAAGAAGAUAUUGAUGGUUCUGGCUUUGUAAAGAGUGUAAAGCAUGUGCUACAGGAAGUCACUGGAGUGAGAGCCCUUGAAAGUGCAGUACAGCAUGAGACACUUGGUUAUCAAGGCCUAGUGGACUGUGUGGCAGAAUAUCGUGGAACAUUGUGUGUAAUUGACUGGAAGACUUCAGAGAAAUCGAAGCCAUUUCUCCGCAAUACAUUUGACAGUCCUCUACAGAUUGCAGCAUACAUAGGAGCCAUUAAUCAUGAUAACAACUACAACUUCCAGGUUGAUUGUGGACUCCUUGUCAUUGCCUACAAAGAUGGUUCUCCUGCACAUCCUCACUACAUGGACUCUGAACUAUGCUCUCAGUACUGGAAGAAGUGGCUGCACCGUCUAGAAGAAUAUAAAGAGAAAAAGAAGGGCAGUAACACUGUUUAAAAAGUGCUCUUAAAAAUAAAAAUCCCAGUUUACAGAUGGAGUACUUCUUGAACUUAGUCUGCCAUUGGAGACUUGUACUUUCCUCAUAAAGUUGCAGAGGGACAUUUGCAGACAUAGGGUAUCGAUACCUAGGAAAAUUAUUUAUCACAAGAUUCCUCGAAUAUGCUCCUUUUCUCAUGUUGUGUGCCUUCAAGUUGUUUCUAACGUAUGGUUCAGAGAGUAUUUACCAUUCCCCUUGUCUGAGAGAAUGUGCCUUAUCCAGAGUCACCCAGUGGGUUUCCAUGGCUGAGUAGGGAUUUGAACCUGUGUCUCUAGAGUUGUCCAGCAUUUAAACCAUUGUAUAUUGCUGCCUCUGCCCAUUUUUUUGGAGCAGAAGUCAGCUGUGUUAUGAAAUUAGAAGCCCAGUGGUGUGAAAGUAGCAUUAGGAGCCAGGGCUUGUAAUAGAAAGUUUCCUUUGCUGCUCCUUCCCAUGUACAAAUGCCCUUUGUGGUGUUGUGUUGUCAUUAUCAUGUUAUCCCACAGGUUUGAGCAUACAUACUGGAAAGUAAUAUAUGGUUCCACAUUCAAAGAUGAAUUCUAUUCUGUUGUGUUUCUUUAGUUGUAAAGUGAGAAACUUUUAGUAACCAAGGAAGCCAGAAGAGAUAAUACAUAUGAAUAGUGCUCAAAUGAGCCCUACUUCUAAUUUUCAUACUGAUAGGAAAAAAGUGAAACAGUCACCUGCCUCCAAUGCCUUCCCAUGGAUUCUUAUAACUGUGUUUCAUCCCAAAUCUAUCUGGAAGAAGUACUUCAUAAAAAAUUGUUUGGACCUAGUGAUUGGGUGGUGAAGUGGGGAAGAGAGGAGAACUUAGAAUAAAUACUAUGUAUUUUAAGUUGGGAUAUAUAUAGUGAGGGUGACUAGUAAAUGGAGAGCUACAUUUUUUAAAAACAAAUGUCUUUUAAUUCGAAAUCCCAUCACCUAUAUUUAUAUUCAAUAAAUUUGUUUUGUUACAUUACACCAGGUUUAUUUAUCAAAGGCAUUUGUUAAAAUCAUACAAAAUCAAAUUUUGUUGUGUUCCAUAUUCUGCUCAUCCCUUAUUGUGGAAAUUUCUUUCAAGUUCAGAAAUUAGGUUGAUUUUCUAAUAGUUUCAAACAACAGGUUUAAGCACUAGUGGUGUUUAGUUGACUUGGAUAACAGUUCUGAGAACCCCUGAAGUUCACAGCCACAGAAUGGUGCUUAGCCGAUCAAUAAAGUGGAUCCCAUUUAGGGAGUCAGUAGAACUUAGCCCAGGAUCCUGUGAUCUAGAGUGGUACACAUAAAACCACCCAAUCCAGUAGUGAUGCAGCCUCUGGUCAUGUCUCCAUCCCCAAUAUGUUUCAAUAAACAUGCCUUCUGCAGGCUGCGGGAUUAAUUUUACCAGGUCAGUCCCUGCUCCCAGACUGUUUUAGGCUCUAAAACCAGCUUUCUUAUUUUUAAGAAAGCCUCCUACUAGACAAAUAUGUUAGCUCCUCCAGGCAUGGUGAAAUUCCCUCCCACAACCUUAGAGAGGUGUUUCAUUUUUAUAAAAACAGAGUAGAGAUGGGAGCACAGGAGGCUGAAUACAACCUAUAGUAGAACCUUCCAAACUGUGUGUCACAACACUGUCCAGGAGUGGCGCACAAACAUAAUGAAAAACCUUUGAGUCUUUGUGACAUAAGCAAUAAACCAUAUUUUUAAACAUGUAAAUUAAAUAUUUUCAUGAAA